This is a messenger RNA of Symbiodinium sp. CCMP2592, 1950 nucleotides long. Lineage: Eukaryota; Dinophyceae; Suessiales; Symbiodiniaceae. The record is from the annotation of a GenBank genome assembly.
AUGGGUGAUGCUUCAGCAUUGGGCAGCGAUGCGCUGAACGCAUUGGUUGGUGUGUGGAGGGAUGAGCGGGGCUCGCGCUACGAGCUUGAGGUGCAAACGCCAGGCAGAAGUUUGAAUGUCACGACAUAUAGGCCUGAUGGUGUUGUUAGAAGCACACCCGGUCUCAUCCGUGUGGAAGUGGGACGUGACAAUUCCGAGAGUGUGGUCUGGGGGCAAGGCUUCAAGCUGCAGCUGGAAUCUAACACCUCCCAGUCGGCGCCUGACUCGGUUGUCUGGGUGGCAAAGGAUGGCCGGAGGCGGCCUUUUUCCUGGGCCAGGAUCUCACCACAUCGAACAACAGUGCGCCUCACCCCAAAGGCUUCUCUUAGUGAUCCUGGAACUUCCACUUCUGGAACAAGGACGGAGCCUUCCCCCGCGCUGCGGACUAAAGCCAAGGCUCAGCCACCCAAAGCAGUGGAGGAGUCGAAGGCGGAGGCCAAACCAUCACAGGACGAGAAGGCAGCGCAGUCAACAGAGAAGUCGACAUCGUCGCAGGCCGAGGAAGCUGCUUGCAAGGAGCCAUCUUUGAAGAAGGCGAAGACCGCGGAAUCGACAUCGCUUGCAUGCAAGACAGAGGAUGCCGCAGACAGUGGCGCGACGGGAAGUCAGGACAAGGCCAGGCAAAGCAACGAGAGUCCAGUCCAGCCAGAAGAAGGAGCUUCGUCGCAACCACUGGAGAAGGACAAGGCGAGGACGGACGAAGACAAGGAGGCUCUGGAAAAGGCAGAGAAGGCGAAACGUCGGGAAGAGAAGUCGGCCGCAGAAAAGUUUGCCACGCACAAGGCCGCCGCAUGGCGGGGAGUGCACUUGAAGUUCGAGAAAGCUCGGGCAUCGCUGGAGAAGAUCGACUUCGAAAUUCGAGCUGCUGAGCGAAGCGUGGCGGAGAGGGGCGAAGACGAGGAAUCUUCGAAGAAGAAAGUCAAGAAUCUGAAGGAGGGCAAAGACAUGAGCGAGGCAGAAUCUCAGCUUGAGGCUUUGGAGAAGAAGGCUUCCGACGCACGCAUCGCCGAGCUUGAUGCCAACGAGCGCUUGUCGGUGGAGGAAAAAGCCACCGAUAUCCUCACGAGUGAGAAAGAGUCCGCUGAGAAGACAGUGGCUUCGAUGACGCGAGCAGAGAAGCAGGCGCUGGAGAAGGCGAAAUCAGCCAAGACAAAGCUGGAAAUGUAUGCCAUGGAGCAAGAGGGUUUGCGGAAGCUGGUCGAAGAGAAAGAGAAAGCAGAAAGUGCAGCAUACAAGGAAUGUGCCAUGGAGAUGGCUAAGGCGUUGGAAUAUGGUAAGGAGAGAGAGAAGGCACAGCAGACCCUGGAGGCAAAGACCACGGAAGAGAAGGCAAUCGAGGCUGAGAUCGCAACGCUUCAACAAAAGUUGGAGGACAUCCGCAAGGAGAAGGAGACGGCACAAAUCCUGGCCACGCUGAAGGAUGCAGCCGAGAAGACCUCCUUCCAGCGAGCUCGCGGGCUCGAGAAGAAGGCCACCAAAAUCGCCACUGAAAAGAGAAGCUCGACCGAAACCUUGGAGAAGCUGGACCAGAACUACGAGGUCUCUAGCAGGGAGGCGGCGGAGCAAGAGGCAGCUGCGCUGAAGGCUUCCAAGAGCCGCGUAGCAGCUGAGCGGAGGAUGCAGGAGAAAGAAGGCGAUGCUCCCAGGAUUGUCGAGGCCAAGGACGCCGUGAAGAAAUCGCGUUCUGCCCGGAGUGCGGCCGAGCGGCGCGUGGAGGAGGCAAAGAAACGGAUCCAGGCUCUCCAGGAGAGCGUCCGCAACGCCUCCGCCGAGGCCCGCAACCGCGCUGUGCGACGAGCAGAGGCAGAGGAGUCACCAGGCUCAAUAACAAUAGCAUUGCAGGCAAUUCGCAUGUACGGGUCCAGCAAAAACGGGAGGGCUACUGCUGCUGCUACUAAGACAAAGUACUAA